UGUCUCGAGAAACGAGAAAUUACUGACAGUUUAUUACUCAUAUGUUUUUAAUGAAAGACCACCUAUACAUAAAAUAAAGCUGAACCGUCCAGUGCAUAUUUUAUCAAAACUUUGCCAUACAUUCGCAUUUAAAUAAAACUCAUUCAAAUGUCCAUAAAACCAUCUCUUAAAUUGCGUAUCAGAUAUUAUGUUAGAAUUCAAGCUAAUUAGAAGGUAAUAUAAUUAUGCGCUUUUGUGAAAAUACAUUAAUUGUGAGACCUGGUCUGGCAUUGAAUAAUACACCUACAUCCAUAUUAAUUAAUUUGGACUACACUCAAGGCUGGAAAGACCAUGCUUACCAUGACUUAGGGUAACAGGUAUCAAAUUGCCAUUCUGGGAAUAAUUGUUAUAGAGACAAAACGACGUUACAAUAAUUGAAAUCACGGAGAUUUAACAUAACAAUUUAUCACUUUCGAUUUCGUUUUGUUCGCUGUUUAUAUUCCGAGUGACAUAUUACUACUUGGCCAAGUGACUGGGACACCUGAAGUAAUCAUCAACUACAGUUAUUUAUUAGAAAAAGGGAAAGCAACAUGACUCGAGUAACAGUAUUGUUUGUUUGUGUGGUAUUUAUCCUUCCUAUGGCUGGUGCAUUGCCCCGAUAUGCUAAACCAAUGUGGCAUGGCAAAUGUGUGAAGUACUGUAAUGCUAAAAAACAACCGCCGAGAGUCUCGGGGUACCAAGUUGGCUGCGUUUCUGACCGUGAUUGCACUUACUGCAAAUUCUACUCCUGCCCAGAAUUUUCUGUUUGUGGCAAUGGGGAGGUACCACGACCUGACCGCAGCAAAAUCUGCAUGCCCUGUCCAGGUGAAUGUCUAUACCUUGGGGAAACGUAUGCUGUAGGAGAAACGGGCAUCAUGUCAAUGGAUACCGUCAAUAGAUGUGUGUGUCGUGGGUUUAUUCCUGAGGUAGUAUGUCAGAAAAAAAUACCCAGACCACCACCGGAUGUAUUCUGUGAAUAUUGAGUUUUCGGUCCGAAUAGGGCCGAUGUAUGUGCUAAUCACACUUCAAUUCUCAAGUUUCAAUGACAAAGAUGUUUUAAUGCUUACUCAAAAGCCUUUACAUCCAUGGAGUUUCAGUAGACUUACUCGUGGUCGUAGCCGUUUGGAAGUUCGUUUUUUUCCGUGAAUUCGAACGUGAGACAUUAAGUGUACGCUAAAUCUAUAUACUAUGGAUCAGUAUCGAUAUUGAAGUUACCGUAACACAUCAUGGAUUCGCUAUAAAAAUGAGCCUUUAAUUCAGUGAUGUCAAACAAAUUUACGGCUCCAGGGUGCGAAUAUAUUUAUGUGUCAAAGAUUGAGAUAUAUUCUACACUACAAGUCAAUAUACUUCACAGUCAUUUGCUGAAAUGAGAUAACCGUCAUUUCCACUUUGACAUUCUGUCAUCAUGGAACUCUAUUGAACGAUACGCACACUUGCAAAUGCUAUAGAGGUUCUUUUAUUUUGUCAUCUUACCGGCCAAAAACUACUUUUGUUGUAUUUGUAAACUUCAAUAAAUUGAUUCUACCGGUUAA
This is a messenger RNA of Mizuhopecten yessoensis (Yesso scallop), 1550 nucleotides long. RefSeq lists its product as uncharacterized. Lineage: Eukaryota; Metazoa; Mollusca; Bivalvia; Pectinida; Pectinidae. Bases 570 to 1001 code for a protein of 143 amino acids. The record is from RefSeq and is a predicted model, not a curated record. The transcript has 3 exons.